AUGGGAGGUUUAGGUUCACCAUGUGGAGCUUGCAAGUUCUUGCGUAGAAAAUGUGUAGAAGGUUGUGUAUUUGCACCGUACUUUUGCUACGAAGAAGGGUCUUCUAAUUUUGCAGCCAUUCACAAAGUGUUUGGAGCCAGCAACUUCUCCAAGCUCAUUUAUAAUCUCCCUGAUCAGGACCGAUACGAUGCCGUACGAACCAUCUCUUAUGAGGCGCAGUCUCGUCUCCAUGAUCCUAUUUACGGCUGCGUCUCCCAAAUCUUCUUCCUUCAGCAACAGGUUGUUAGUCUACAAGCACAAGUGGUCCUUCUUAGAGAAGAAGCUUCUAAAAAUUUCCCUCAAAGGGAUUGUACUGAACAAGGGAACUUUCUAGCUCAAGAUACACCCCAGGAUCUUCACAGUUGGUUUCACCAAGUAGUCUCGGACUCCAACCUUAACCAGAUAAGUGAUAUUACAUCAAGUUCAAAAAGAGACAGCAAAGUUGUCUUGAUUUUCAUGAACGCCAAACAAGUGAUCAUGAAGAAACAAGUGAUUAUCAGUGUGAUCUUGCUUGCACUCGUCUUGAUUUUCAUGAAGGCCAAACAAGUAGAAGCCACAAGGCUGUUACGAACCACCGUCCAUAGUGAGACGACCCAGCUCGUGUUCCAGUCUUUGCAGAAAGGUCCGGUUCCUGUAUCCGGCAGAAACCGUUGCACCAAUAUCCCCAAAGGCUCUGGCAUAUGCCGCCGCGGAUGA
Molecule: messenger RNA, 735 nt
Organism: Eruca vesicaria subsp. sativa (arugula)
Lineage: Eukaryota; Viridiplantae; Streptophyta; Magnoliopsida; Brassicales; Brassicaceae
Source: the annotation of a GenBank genome assembly